Myxocyprinus asiaticus (Chinese sucker) is the source of this 5121-nucleotide messenger RNA. Its product is annotated as phosphatase and actin regulator 4A-like. The transcript is spliced from 15 exons. Gene Ontology annotation, molecular function: actin binding. Gene Ontology annotation, biological process: neural crest cell migration; actin cytoskeleton organization. The record is from RefSeq and is a predicted model, not a curated record. The coding region runs from base 249 to 3449 and encodes 1066 amino acids. NCBI's taxonomy places the organism in Eukaryota, Metazoa, Chordata, Actinopteri, Cypriniformes, Catostomidae.
GUCGUGUCCUGUGAACAUUCUCUCUGAAAAGUAUGCUGCAGGGAAUGACCGACAUCCCGACCAGCUGACAUACUUCAGACAUGCAGCCUAUCUUAUUUAUGAAGUCAGGGCUGCCGAGAGGGAGGGACCUUUCUGACUUGUUGACUAAGAGAGAGAGAGAAUGACUAAAACAGAGACAUGAAGAAGGAGGGACGAAAGGAUCCACAAACAUACUAGUGUAAGCUCAGCCAUCUACAGUUACAUAGCGUAUGUACCUCUGCGGUGGGAGUAGUGGAACUGUGUUUUGCCCUCCCUGCCACAGGCCCGGGACGGCCCUGGGGGUACAGGGCAGGAAUAUGGGACAGGGAGCGAGCACUCAGACCUUAAACCCGAACCUUGCCUACAUAACAGAUGAUGAAGUCGACCAUAGUGUGCCAGUUGGUGAUGGGGCGAAUCCAGCAGGAGGAACCCCUUUGGGAAAGGGCAAGACCAAGUUCCCCAACCUGGGCAAGAUCUUCAAACCCUGGAAGUGGAGGAAGAAAAGAAGCAGUGAUAAGUUCAACGAAACAUCAGAAGUGCUGGAAAGGAAGAUAUCGAUGAGGAAGCCCAGAGAGGAGCUGAUAGAGCGAGGUUUGCUAAAGGACAUCCCGGAGAAUGCAGAGGCGGCAUUGGAAAUGUUCAAUGAGACACCCAUAAUGGCUUUGGAGUCAAAAUCAGAGUACUCAGAUGAUGAUGAUCCAGACUACAGACCAGGUUGUGCUGGAGAGAGCAACGAUGUGAAUCACUCUAAAGCUCCUCCAGUUAAAAAUGGCCACACUGCACCACUGCCAGGAGACCGCAGAUCAGAUACAGCGUCAGAAGUCAAGGGACCAUCAUCGCGGCCACAGGGAGACAAACAAAGGAAUAGCCUUGCACCAGAACCGGAGCGCCGCAACAGAGCGCCCUCAGACGUUAGUCGGAACCGCCAGCCUCUAGACGUAGAUGCUCGAACUCGGUUGCCACCCGAAACAGACCGCCGCAGCCGACUGGAAUCAGAUUCGGAAAAACGAGCGGGAACGUUACCAAGAGAGAGUCACAGUCAGGAUGAGGGAAGAUAUCGGAGGGACGAGAGGGAAGAGAAAGGGAAUAGAGACAAAGACAGAGACAGACGGGACAGAAAAGAUGACCGGGACCGAGAUAGAAGAGACAAAGACAGGAGGGAUGUAAGACCAGAUAAAGAGGACUGGCACGCAAGAGACGGAAGAUCUGAGCGAGACGAACGUGAGAGAGUCAGACGGAGUGACAGGGAUAAGCAGGAAGACAAAGACUGGAGAGAUAACAGAGACAGGAAACAGCCUAGAGACAGGAAGGAAGAUCACGAAAGGAGGGUCGAGCUGGAAAGGGGAGAUGAUCAUGAACGAAAGGAACCGAAUGAAAGGAGGGAAGACCGGGAAAGAAAAGAGGAACGGGAGCGAUGCGAGGAGCGCGAGAGAAAAGAUGACAGAGACAGGAAGGAGGUCACAAGGAAACAGGUGUCUGAUGAGAAAUUAGUGCGGCCUCAGUCAGAGAUAGACAUGCGGCCCAGUAUUCAGAAGAGCUCAUCUGAAAUCGGCCUAAAGGUCCGGCCGGUUUCUGAGGCCGUCCAGAGCAGCUCACUGCCACGAUACACACCCGCUGAGGACGAGUCAAGAUUGCGAACAGGAUCAGUGGGUGUACGGUUUACUCCUGAGCCCAAACCUGGAAUAACCUCCACUAAAGAGUCACAGCAGCCCACUAAACAUGCCAUCCUCCCUCCCAAAUGGCUGAUGGCUGAUUCCUCCUCCACCGAGCCUGCUCAAGCCCCGUCCUCAUCCUCCUCCUCUUUAUCAUCAUCGUCAUCUUCGUCGUCCUCCUCAUCCUCAGCUCCCCCCGUUGCGAAGCCUCCUCCCCGGACUGUGUCUUUAAAUGUAGACAACUCCUCUCGUAGUAAUCUUGUUCCCCCCGUAACAACAGGAGACCAGGAGACCCUGCCCACAGUCCCCACCCACUCGGCCCCUCCAGUCUCUGUUGCCCCUAAACAGCCCCCUGUGCCCCCUCCCAAACCCACCCAUCACAACAGCAACACUGCAGUGCAAGCUGCAACGUUACAGAGGUAUAGUAAAGCUCCACCUCCUCAGUACUGGACAAGCUGGAGACAACGGCCAGAUCCCGGAGUCUGUCUCUCCCUGCCAACCUACCUCUGCCACAGGGGUGCUCAGCUCCGCCCAGUGGAUCCCUCUCAAACUGCAGUCCCAGUCAAGCCAUCUCCUCCCAUUCCUCCAAAGAGGACUACACCUGUGACCAAACGCCACUCAGACGACUCCUCAACCAAUCAGCCCGAGCUUCCGUCCACAGGCCCCGCUCCCAUCCCUGUGCUGGCCCCAGUCCUAGCUCCUGCCCUGCCCCCUGUCCAAUCAGAUGAUGGCAGUAAUGCAAGCUCUGAAGAGUUCUCUCCUCCACCAACCCAUAUCCCCCCAUCCCCUCCUCGGGCCCAUUUGGCUCCUCAUAUGGACCCGCCCAGCCCCACCACAGAGCCGCCCUCUCAGCCGCCCUUAACUCUGCACAUUCUCAUCCAGAGGGCCUUGAACAAUCCUAGCCCAUCCCAACCCAACCAGGAUGGAUCCCAGCGGGCACAUUCACUUCUGUUUGAGCUGCCGGAUUUCCUCGCUGAGGCCCCAGGAGGAGGGCGAUUCUCCCUUCCAGUCACUAUCGAACCACUCCGACUGCCUGAGGAUGAUGAUUUUGACAUUGAAGAAGAGCUGCAGAAGCUGCGACCAACCCCUCGACCCGCACAACAGCCGGAGCUUGAGCCACGGAGCCGCCGAGGUCUGGUGGGCGACCCUCGAGUCACGGUCAUACCUGAGGACGGUGGACCUGGAAACAGUGAGGAUGAGGAAGACAGCGACUCUGAUGGACCCAUUAAUUACAGAGAUGAGGAAGAUGAUGAUGAGGAAGAUGUUCCCACAAGUAGUCUUGCGAGUCGUGUGAAGCGUAAGGAUACUCUGGCACUGAAGUUGGAGUGUCAGCAUGAGAAGGAACAGUCUCAAGAGCAGGACAACAGCACCUGGAAGAACAAAGAGCAGUGGGAAGCACUUCGCAACCAGAUUGGCAGUACACUCACAAGGAGGUUGAGUCAGAGACCCACGGCACAAGAACUCAAGCAGAGAAACAUUCUCCUAGCUAAGAAUGAAGCUGACAGACGGGCAGAGAGAAGUGAGAUCAAACGCAGGCUGACCAGAAAGUUAUCACAGAGGCCCACAAUAGCAGAGCUUCAGGCCAGAAAGAUCCUGCGUUUUCAUGAGUACGUGGAGUGCACUCAAGCUCAAGAAUAUGACCGCCGCGCUGACAAACCCUGGACCAAACUCACGCCUGCUGACAAGGCGGCCAUAAGAAAAGAACUGAAUGAGUUUAAGAGCUCAGAAAUGGAGGUACAUGACGAGAGCAGGAUUUACACCAGGUUUCAUCGGCCAUAACCAGCGUCUCUGUGGAGGAAGCCCCAGACAGAUAAAAGCUGCCUCUAGGACUGCAGGCUGAAAGCCCUCCAUCUCACUCUAUUACCCAUGACCCUCCAGUGUAAACUGAUGAGUGCCCAGGCCAGUCACUCAGUGCUAUCGAGUGAGGAAGAGGAAGUGAUGCAGGACGCAGGUAAUUCAUUUCUCACACCCUGUUGAGGAGCGGGUUUGGACUGCCAGUCCUCUGAAGAGUUCCCUUGAUUCCUCGUGACCAGAUCACUCCGUUUACUGGGAAUUUCAGGGAAAAGGCAACAUAGAACUGUGUGGCUUGGGCUGUUUUAAUUUUCUUUAUGGUGCACAAGAAUAGACUUACAUGUACACAACAAUAAUUAUUUUAUGGAAAUUACAACACUGGUGAUAAACAAACUGUUUUAGUGGUGAGUGAAUGGGACUGUGUGUGUGAGAGUGUGAUUCAUGGAAUAUGCUGUCCCCUUUUGCCUUAACACUGGUACAACAUGUGGACUUUUGUACCCUGACCCUAGAGUAAUAAAGUCUGUUUAUACAGAUGUUUGUAACACUGAAAGCUAAUAUUUCUCUGUUUCUCAGCUGAACACAUACUGAUGUGUCUUUCUGAAAGCACAUCUUUGACAUUCUCAGGACAGUAAUACAUGGUAACCUGAUAAUGUGCAUUUGACUGUAAAUUACUUUCUAACAUAGAUAGGUCUUCAAUAUUUGUAUAGAUAUUUAUAAAAAUAUUCUUUUUUUUUUUUUUUAGCAACACAGCACUUCACUUUAAAUGCUUGAGGGUGAAUCUCACAAAAACAUGUCCAGGUAAUAUAAUACUAUAAAUCAUAAAUGAUGUAUCUGGAAAAAAAAGGAAAAGAUUUAUGACCAUUACAAUUUUUUGCAUUGUGACACUAUUCUUAAGACAUUUAAGCUCAUUUAUCCUCCUAAUAUCUCAUUAGCAUAAUGUGUUCAGGCAUUAUUUUCAGUUUAAAUAUCUGUAAUGCAAUAAAAAAAAAUUAUAAUAUCAGCAUAACUUGAAUGCAGUACAACAAAAACUGUGUAAAUACUUGUGGAAAUGUGAUUAAUAUAAUAUAUAUUAUCAUUUAAAACAAAAUGUCAUAUUACAACAAAUCUUCAAUGUUCAAAUCAUGGAGUACCUAAAGUACCCUUCUAUAUUUCUAUUUGCAAAAUAUUAAUUUAAUAUUUUAUUUUAAAACAUUUUGAGGUGAAAUGUGACCUGGACCGAAAAAAGUUUCAUCAGAUUAACCCUUCUUCUGUAGAUUACAUUUUAACACUGUAUAUUGAACAAUUUUAUACCAUAUGUUGAUGUUACAUCAUGGAGUCACUGUAAAUGUAAAAAUGUUUUGAACUCAUUUUCACUGCUGGUUGUAUGGUACACUUUGUUUUGUAGGCCUUGUGCACUGUAUAGAUAAAUGCUAUAGAUUGAUUGUAUUGUAUAUCUUGUCUUCCUGAUGUCUGAAAUUUGGUUUAAUUGUGAUUAUUGUAUUACACUAUCCUGUUUUUAUAAAGCACAACAGUAUGACUACAGUGAUAAAAGGAUCCAGUACAGAUCUGUUUUAUUCCACUGCUGUAUAGUUUUUUUUUAAUGUAAAGAUGUAUACAAAAAAGGUCUUUCAAGAAUCAAAUGUACAUUCAUGUCUCUAUUAAUAAAAAAUAGAAACUGUGA